Messenger RNA from Acanthosepion pharaonis, 1764 nucleotides. NCBI's taxonomy places the organism in Eukaryota, Metazoa, Mollusca, Cephalopoda, Sepiida, Sepiidae. The record is from the annotation of a GenBank genome assembly.
AUGUAUCUAUCAAUAUUUAUGUUCAUUCUAUCUAUCUAUCUAUCUAUCUAUCUAUCUAUCUAUCUUUUUUUCUUUCUUUCGUUCUUUCUGUUUAUACCCCAUCUCACCACCGCAUCGUUCAUCGUUCUUAGGUGUCUCACCGCCAAUCGCUUAGAUCCCAUCCCACCCCUACGCAUCGUUCCUGUCUCACCGCAUCGUUCCUGUCGUUCCUGUCCGCCUACGCUUAGACCCCAUCUCACCACCUACGCAUCGUUCCUAUCUCACCGCCUACGCUUAGGACCCCAUCUCACCACCUACGCAUGGUUCCUAUCUUACCGCCUCACGCUUAGACCCCAUCUCACCACCGCACGCAUCGUUCCUCUUAGAUCCCAUCUCACCACCUCGUUUCCUAUCUCACGCAUCGUUCCUGUCUCACCGCCUACGCUUAGACCCCAUCUCACGACCCACGCAUCGUUCCUGUCUCACCACCGCUUUAGGUCCCAUUACGCAUCGUUCCCAUCUCACCAUCCCAUCUCACCACGCAUCGUUCCUAUCUCACCGCCUAAGCUUAGAUCCCAUCUCACCACCUACGCAUCAUCCCAUCUCACCAUCGUUCCUGUCUCACCGCCUAAGCUUAGAUCCCAUCUCAACACCUACGCAUCGUUCCUAUCUCACCGCCUACGCUUAGACCCCAUCUCACCACCUACGCAUCGUUCCUAUCUUAACGCCUACGUUAGACCCCAUCUCACCACCGCAUCGUUCGUGUCUCACCGCUUUAGGUCCCAUCUCACCACAUACGCAUCACCACCACGCGUUCCUAUCUCACCGCCUAAGCUUAGACCCCAUCUCACCACCUACGCAUCGUUCCUGUCUCACCGCCUACGCUUAGACCCCAUCUCACCACGCAUGUUCCUGUCUUACCGCCUCAUCCCAUCUCAACACCUACGCAUCGUUCCUAUCUCACCGCCACGCUUAGACCCCAUCUCACCACGUACGCAUCGUUCCUAUCUCACCGCCGACGACCCCAUUAGACCCCAUCUCACCACCCCACGCAUCCCGUUCACUGUCGUUCAUCCACUAAGCUUAGAUCCCAUCUCACCACCUACGCAUCGUUCCUGUCUCACCGCCUCACGCUUAGACCCCAUCUCACCACCUACGCAUCGUUCCUGUCUCACCGAUCCCAUCUCACCACCUACGCAUCACCCCAUCCCCAUCUCACCACGUACGCAUCGUUCCUAUCUCACCGCCUACGCAUCGUUCCUAUCUCACCCCAUCUCACCACCUACGCAUCGUUCCUGUCUCACCGCCCGCUUAGACCCCAUCUCACCACCUACACGCAUCGUUCCUGUUAGAUCCCAUCUCACCACCUACGCAUCGUUCCUACCCUAUCUCACGACCCACGCAUCGUUCCUGUCUCACCGCCUGAGCUUAGGUCCCAUCUCACCACAUACGCAUCGUUCCUAUCUCACCCGCCUCAAGCUUAGAUCCCAUCUCACCACCUACGCAUCGUUCCUAUCUCACCGCCCAGGCUUAGACCCCAUCUCACCACGCACGCAUCGUUCCUGUCUCACCGCCUACGCAUCGUUCCUUACCGCCUACGGGUCCCAUCUCACCACCUACUAUCUCAUCGUUCCUAUCUCACCGCCUACGCUUAGACCCCAUCUCACCACCUACGCAUCGUUCCUGUCUCACCGCCUACGCUUAGACUCCAUCUCACCACCUACGCAUCGUUCCUAUUUCACCGCCUACCUUAAUCCAUACGCAUCGUUCCUGUUUUUAUUUUAA